Delphinapterus leucas (beluga whale) is the source of this 2530-nucleotide messenger RNA. The record is from RefSeq and is a predicted model, not a curated record. Lineage: Eukaryota; Metazoa; Chordata; Mammalia; Artiodactyla; Monodontidae.
GGAUGCAGGAUGGAGAGUGUUGGAGGGUGGACAUCGCUUGUUUCUCCUUGCAGGGCGUGUAGGCGGAGGUGAAGGGGGCUUUUGUGGAAACCCUGAGGACUUACUUGGUGUGUGUAUGGGGGGGGGCAUGGAAGUAAGAUUUCAGCUCAAAUUACAGGGAUAAGACACCGGAAGUGGAAUGGCUUUCUUUACUUGAAAAGCCCGGGGAAGAGUUGUUUGAUUAUGUCUCGUGUCUGCUGGAUCAUUUAGCCAUAGUGAUUUCAGAGGAGUCCAGGAGAAGUGUAGGAUCCUCCGUCUGUUUAAAGCUCGCAGUUUUUACGUACAGAUUUUAAUUUGUGUGAUGAUACAGACUUGUCCUUUUCUAUGACUUCUGAGAAAGCCAAAAACUAAAACUGGGGGAAAUGAAGAAGGGUGUCAUAGGCAGGAACGAUUUGCAACACAUCAAAUUUUGUCAUCAAAUGAAAUAAGGUUUCCUGUAUUUUUAAGAGACAUCUGACGAGGAGACCCAAGACAACCAAAGAACAGUUGAAGGGCCCGGGUAUAUCUGCCAUGAGGGGACAUGGGUGCUGCUCCAAAUAGGAAUCUGCUGCAUGUGGAAUGGGAGUCCUGAUGUAGCAUGAGGGUCCACAGAUGGAAACCUCGGGGAGAUAGGUUUCAACCCCAUGUGGCAAGAGCCAUGCAAUUCUCCAGCUCAGCCAGGGCAGCGGAUGAGAGCUUUGACUAUUUGUUCAAGAUUAUCCUCAUCGGGGAUUCCAACGUAGGGAAGACGUGUGUGGUGCGGCAUUUCACGUCCGGGGUCUACACCGAGGCGCAGCAGAGCACCAUUGGCGUGGACUUCACUGUGUGUGCCCUGGAGAUCAACGGCAAGAAAGUGAAGAUGCAGGUGUGGGACACUGCAGGCCAGGAGCGCUUCCGGACCAUCACCCAAAGCUACUAUCGCAGUGCCCACGCGGCCAUCAUUGCCUACGACCUCACCCGGCGGUCCACGUUCGAGUCUGUUCCUCACUGGAUUCACGAGAUAGAGAAAUACGGGGCGGCAAACUUGGUCAUCAUGCUGAUUGGGAACAAAUGUGACAUGUGGGAAAAACGGCACGUCCUGUUUGAGGACGCCUGCACACUGGCUGAGAAAUACGGCCUCCUGGCUGUCUUGGAGACGUCUGCCAAGGAGUCCAAGAACAUCGAUGAGGUCUUCGUGCUGAUGGCCAGGGAGUUGAUGGCACGCCACAGCCUGCCUUUGUACGGGGAGGGCACCCUGGGCAGCCUCCCCCUGGAUUCCAGUCCUGUCCUCACGGCCCCGGGGCCGAGGGAGAAGAGCCAGUGCACUUGUUGAGUAUGUUCCCCGGGCCGGUGGCACCCAGCAGAGGCCACCUCCGAAGCCAAGGGCAGCGGACGGCCUUGUGUCUGCGGAGUAGACCUCGGACCCCAGUGCGGACUUGCGGCUGGUCCUACUCCUUCCUGCCUGGUGGGGGGGCACCCUUUUGCCUCAGUUCACACCAGAGGGGGAAACCCUGACUCUGAGGAUGGAGGACACCACUGUUUUUCUUGACUUUUCCUAGGACUCAAGGCCCAGCAGUAGGAGGACAAGAUUUGUUCCUUUUCAUUUUUCCCUUUUCUAUCUCCCCAACCCUUCAGCUGUUUUCUACUGAACUCUGCCUCUCACUUGAAGAAGAGGGUAGUGAAGGAAAGAAGAAAAGAGAAGUAGAAGUAGGAAAGAAGACAGGGGAGAAGAUGUCUGGAACAUUGCAGAGUGGUUGAAAACAGUGUGGGCGUGGGAAGAUGGGGAAAAAGCCUGCAAUGAUGAACCAGAUGCUGUUAACUUCUGCUUCCUGACAUUCACACCUCGGGUCUUAGUUUGGGGGGCAAAGCUUUUUGACCUAAAGACCAUAAAUACGGUCUUGCCAAAUGGUCAGGAGCCAUGUGAUGGAGAGAGAAUUAGAUUUCACUUUAUCCGAGUUGGGUGGAUUGGACCACCCUCCUAGGAUGAGGGAGAUGCCUACAAUUUCUUUCCAAAACACCCAAUCAUCUGGUGGAUCAGAAGUCAUUUCUGAAUUGAAAUUAAAUUGGCUCAUAGACAAAUAUCAAACCAGUACUGACCUUGCUGUAUGGCCGGGGCGUGCUGUGUACCCUCUGGAAGCUGUGAGUCAUAACCCUUGUGUCUGCAAAGCUCCCUGAUGGUUGCUGCUGAGGGUGUCUUACAAUCCUAAUAAGAACUGCAGGUGUUGGUCCGGCCACAACAUCAGCUCUGAAAGAGGAAAUGUCUGUCCGGGGCGCACCCAGGGUGCAGGUGGGUCCCCCCCAGGCAUUUCUAGCUGCAGCACUGUUAACUGCAGGCUGAGACCAGCGCAAAACAAAUAGCCACCAGCCACGUGUGACUGAGUACUUGAAACUGGCUAAUUUGAAUUUGAUGAGCUCUGAAUGUAAAAUACAUACCAGAAUUUGAAGAUGUAUUAUGAAAAAUAAAAUGUAAAGUAUCUUCCUAAUAAUUUUUAUAUUGAUUAUAUGUUAAAAUGAUAUUUUAGAUUAAUAUUAU